AAAUAAUGAAAUUUUUUAUUUUUUAGGCCAAUUUUCCCAUAAAAAUGUCUAAAAUACGAGUAGAUAUUCGUGCUAAAGAGGAUUAUAUUUUUGCAGGAGAGUUUCUUUCAUUUAUUAUCACUUUUAAACAUGAAAUUGUGGGUACAAAAGAGACGACAGAAAACUGGAAAAAACAAAAUAAAUCGCAAAAAGAAGAGUUUUAUCAAAAAAAAACAGAGGAUCCAGUAAGAGGACAGUCAGAUUUAUUAUUAUUCAAAAAAAACAAAAAAAAAACAGUGUUUUUAGAGAGAAAUACGGAUAUUUUGGAAAAAGAAAAUAUUAAUGAUGAAGAGGAAAUAGAGGGCUCAAUAUCAUCAGAUAUGUUAGAUAUAAGUUUUGGCAAAAAAGAAAAAGAAAAUGAGGAAAAAAAACUAGAGGAUAAAAUAAUAAAAAAAGAUAAGAUAGAAAAUAAUAAGGAAGCUAUAUUUGAUAAUUCAGAGAAUGAUUUUUCAGAUAAAAAAGUGGAAUUGGAGGAGGAACAAGAAAAUAUAGAUGUUUUUUAUGAUUUCAAUAUCAAAAGCCAUAAUUUAAACGAUUUAGAAAUGAAUUCCCAAUUGAAUCUAGAUUCUGUUAAAAUUUCAGAGGGAUCAUCAGAGAAUGAAUUAAAAGAAACGCUUUUGAUAGGAUAUAUUCAGAUCAUUGGAUAUUUUAUUUUAAACGAAAAAAUUAUUAACGUAGAAAAGUUUGAAGAAUUUAUAACAAAUAAAUAUUCUAGAAAAUCAACUAAAGACGAAUUAGUUAGAAUUGACUCUAAAGUGAAUCAGAAGUCACACUUUAUUAAUAAUUUAAAUAUAAAUUAUCGAUUAAAUAAUUUAUUAAAAAACCAACCAAUGAGUUCAUUAGGCAAAUUUAAAAAAAUAAAAAAAUUAAAAAAUGUUCCUAUACUAUCUACACCACCGUCUAUUCUUUUUAUUGAUCUUGAAUUAGCACCAGGAGAAAGUCGCAGUUAUAGUUAUAACUUUAAAUUACCUUCCCAACUUCCACCAAGUUAUGAGGGUAAAUCUAUAAAAAUAAAUUAUCAUUUAUCUAUUGGUACGCAAUGUUCAGGAAAAAGUAUACAACCAUUAAAAGUAUCAAAUAUUCCGUUUGAAGUUUUAUAUAAAAUUGAUGAGUCAGGGAAUCAAAUCAUAUAUGAUCUUUUUUCUCCUAUAAUAUAUUUAACUGAUGAAGCAGAAAUAUUUUCAUAUGAUUUAUCAGAAAAUGAUCAUAUCUCAAAUACAGAAGAGAAAUCCAAUGAUUUAGAUUUUGGAUAUGAGUACGAUAAAUAUUCUAAGGAAGAUUUUAUUUGUUAUUUAUCAGAACAUUUACUUGACGAAUCUCUAAAAAAAUUACUUUUAUCUAAUAGUAUUGGAGAAAAUACACAAGAAUGUUUUUCUGAUGCUCAAGAAAAAAUAAAUCCUCUAGUUGAUAUGAAAAAUAUAAUACAAGAUAUAACUGAAAACAAUUCAUCAUAUAAUAAUUUUUCAAAUAAAAAAUUCAAUAUUAAUAAGAAUGGAAAUAUAAUUGGCAUUAUAUCAAUUUUGAAACUAUCUUAUAAACUAGGAGAAACAAUAAUAGGAGUUAUCGAUUUUUCAUCCUCAAAAAUACCAUGUUAUCAUGUAAAAUUUUUUCUGGAAACAACAGAAAUAAUUGACGAAUCAAUCACCCACUGUUCAAAGGCCAAUAUUUCUCAAACAACUCGUAAAAUAUAUGAUAGUUAUUCAGAAACUACAUUAUGUGCUUCUAGAAUACAAUUUAAACUACUUAUUCCUUCUAAAGCUCCAUUUUCUUUCAAAACUUCUGGAAUUUCCUUAUUAUGGACAAUACGAUUAGAAAUAACAAUCCCGUUAACUUCUGAACAGCUAAAUCAUGCGGAAUAUUCUCUUACAAAAACCUUAGCUCUUCAAAAGUUACUCAAGGAGAAUUAUAGAGAUUAUAGAGAAACACAUUAUUUUGCGUCAUCUUCUUUGGAGUGUGAAACUUUCUACUGCACAAUACCUAUUAUGGUUUUUCCUUCAUUAAAAUCACGCCUUUCUUCAAAUCUUUUAAACACAACAUUUUAUAUAUAA
This is a messenger RNA of Pneumocystis murina B123, 2087 nucleotides long. RefSeq lists its product as hypothetical. Gene Ontology annotation, biological process: retrograde transport, endosome to Golgi. The record is from RefSeq and is a predicted model, not a curated record. The transcript has 6 exons. Gene Ontology annotation, cellular component: Ric1-Rgp1 guanyl-nucleotide exchange factor complex; Golgi membrane. Bases 45 to 2087 code for a protein of 680 amino acids. Lineage: Eukaryota; Fungi; Ascomycota; Pneumocystomycetes; Pneumocystales; Pneumocystaceae.